AUGGCAGACGACGGCGGCAGCUAUGUUGUCAUUGGAACGCCAUUUGAAGUAUUAGAUGAGAAUGAGCCUCGUAAAAAGCCUAUACCGAUUCAUGAACAAGUAGUGAAGGAUGAAAAAGGGCGUAGGAGAUUUCAUGGAGCUUUCACUGGAGGAUUUUCUGCUGGCUAUUUUAAUACAGUUGGAAGUAAAGAAGGAUGGACACCAUCUGCUUUCGUUUCUUCACGUUCUGAUCGAAAGGAUAAAAUGCCAGUUUCCAGUAACCCAGAAGAUUUCAUGGAUGCUGAAGAUUUUGAAGAUUUCGGUAUAGCACCUAAAAGGGUAACUGUUAAAGAAAAAUUUGCUGGUUCAGAAUUGGAAUUCGCUGGAUUGAGGCAGCAAAUCGCUUCUGAAAAUAACAUUCUAAGCGAGAAUAUUUUGCAAGAUUUAAUAUUACCCGCAAAGUUGCCUAUUGGAGAGAAAUUAAUGAAAAAAAUGGGUUGGAAAAAGAAUCAAGGUGUUGGCCCUAGAGUUAAUUACAAGAAAAAGACUGACACACGUAUUAAUCACAUAUUUAAUGUUCUGUAUAAUUGCGAAAUGCUUUUAGGCAGUACAGAUAUAGGCAUUGAUAGCGAAUUCGAUAAUACACUACGUGAUGAUCCUUACUCGAAGGGAAUAUUGUUUGCUCCAACUGACACUGUCAGCGUAUCUUAUGAAAUUAAAGAUGAUCAGAAAGGUCUUGGAUAUAAAGGAUUAAAUCCAGCCGAUGUAUUGGGAAUAACCGGUGAUAUAAAUUUAUCAAUCCCAUAUAAAUCUGCAGAUAAGAGAAAAGGAAUCACAGGACAGGCGUUUGGUGUAGGUGCACUUGAAGAAGAAGAUGAUUCAAUAUAUUCGAUUGAUAAUAUGACAAAUUAUGAUACUAUUCUUAAUGAUGAAAGUUAUAAAAAUGAUUCGCAUCAGAAGAUUGCCGUCAAGAUUGUGAAUUUAGUUAAAAAUAGAUCACACGGACGGCAUCAGCUUGAAGGCUUUUUACUUGCUGAUCGAUCACAAUCUCCUACUAAGAAAUUCUUACCUCCAGAAUUGCCACAUGAAUAUAGGCCUAUUCAUAUUUUUAAGGAUGAUGUUCCAGUUACUGGUUCAUCAGAUAGUCGACAUAGCAUGUUGAGCACACAAAGAGGGCAGCUUUUGGGCGAACAACCAAUUGAAGAUGACAGUAAAAUUACAGAAUGGGAAAAGGAGCAGGAAAAAGAAGAUUUUGCUCGAACAGCUAAACGAUUUGAAGUAUUAGGAAAAGCUAUGGCAGCACGAUUUACAUCGUCACGAUCUUACACGUGUGGCGAUGAAGAAAUAACCACUAUAAGCGAUCAAACUGAAGAGGAUUCCGAUUCAAGAGACCGUGCUAAAGCUGCUUCAAUGAAGUUAUUUGGAAAGUUAACCCGAAGAUCUUUCGAAUGGCAUCCAGAUAAAUUACUUUGUAAAAGAUUCAAUGUUGCAGAUCCAUUUCCGAGAUCUUCGAAGAUUGGUAUCCCACAAGGGAAACUAGAAAAGCUUUCCAUUAAAGACACUAGUACCUUUCUACAAGCUGUAUCUUUUCAACAUCCAUCUGAUGAACUUGAAAAGCAGAAAUUGGACUCUAAACAAAGCAAUGUGGAUAACGAAGUAAUAUCGACUGAUGGAAAUCAGUUAUCGCAAAAUCCCAGCAUGAGAACGGACACGGAACAUGACCUUAUCAUUACGGGUAAUAAUGACAAUAGUAACAUCGAGGACGACCACCCACCCAUAGAUCUCUUCAAGGCAAUUUUUGCCAGCAGCGACUCAUCUGAUGCUGGUGAAUCAAGUGCAAAUGAAUCUUCUGACACAAAGGAACUACUACCUUCAUCAUCAGAACGCGGUGCGAUAGCUAAUAUCAAUUUGACUAGCCCAGCGACUGUUCAAAUAAAGGUCGAAAUAGACAUCCCGACGGUAUCUACAAAUGCUAGUGUAUGUUUACGUAAAUCAACUUACGAGGAGGUAAAUUCGACAACAGAAAAAUCUUAUUAUGGACCUGCACUUCCUCCUAUCUCAAGUUUACCAGCUGAAAAUGUCUCUGAGAGUAAGUUAUUUGGUAAAUCGAAUAAGCAUUACAAAUCACACGAGCAUAAGCACAAGAAGCACAAGCACAAACAUAAGAAAAUAAAAAAGAGUAAAAAAGAAAAUCGCUAG
Molecule: messenger RNA, 2178 nt
Organism: Trichoplax adhaerens
Lineage: Eukaryota; Metazoa; Placozoa; Uniplacotomia; Trichoplacea; Trichoplacidae
Exons: 17
Coding region: 1-2178 (725 amino acids)
Biological process (GO): mRNA processing
Cellular component (GO): nucleus
Molecular function (GO): RNA binding
Source: RefSeq, a predicted model, not a curated record